AUGAGCAAGGAGCCUUGGUUUGUCCGGCUCACCUGGUGCCUUACUGGGCUCAGCCUGCUUGUCUCUCUGGCGCCCUGUGGGCUGGGCAUGGAGAUCACGGCGCAAACUACCAUCAGUGCUUUGAAUGGCUCUUCCGUGCGCCUCCCCUGCACCUUCAACUCCUGCUACAAAGUGGAGAAUAAACUGUUCUCCCUGAACUGGACUUACCAGGAAUGUGAGAACUGCAGCGAGGAGCUGUUCCUGCAGUUCCGGAUGAAGAUCGUGCACUGGCGGCUGGAUCGCUUCGGGAACAGGGUGGAGUUCACCGGAAACCCCAGCAAGAACGACGUGUCCUUCACCCUCCACCAGGUGCAGUUGGAGGACGAGGGCACCUACAACUGCUACGUGAUGAACCCGCCUGACAGGCACCGGGGCCACGCCCGCAUCUUCCUGAAGGUUAUCACCGAAGUGCCCCCGGAGCGCGACUCGACGGUGGCUGUUAUCGUGGGGGCCUCAGUGGGGGGCUUCCUGGCCGUGGUGAUCCUGGUGCUGGUAAUCGUCAAGUGCGUGCGGAGGAAAAAGCAGCAGAAACUGAACACAGACGACCAGAAAACGGAGGAGGAAGGGAAGACGGAUGGCGAAGGGAACCCCGAGGAGGGCACCAAGUAA
Messenger RNA from Emys orbicularis (European pond turtle), 648 nucleotides. It is a transcript of the gene SCN2B, whose product is annotated as sodium voltage-gated channel beta subunit 2. Gene Ontology annotation, cellular component: plasma membrane. The transcript is spliced from 4 exons. Lineage: Eukaryota; Metazoa; Chordata; Testudines; Emydidae. Bases 1 to 648 code for a protein of 215 amino acids. The record is from RefSeq and is a predicted model, not a curated record.